Messenger RNA from Lymnaea stagnalis (great pond snail), 2141 nucleotides. The record is from the annotation of a GenBank genome assembly. NCBI's taxonomy places the organism in Eukaryota, Metazoa, Mollusca, Gastropoda, Lymnaeidae.
GAUCUGAAGCUUAAACUUCAACACUCUCAGAGUACCGGUAGUAUGACUGGUGGUUCAAGUAUGAUGCGCCAUUCCUCAUUUGAUGAAUUCUGUAAAGUGGUUGAGCGGGAAAGAAAUCUGCUAAUUGAAUCAACGUCUGAACCCACAAGCCCUGUUAAAAAGCUAAAUUUUGAUGGUGAGUCCGGAUCUCUUAAAAAGUUUGUCUUUUCUUUGCUGCUUCAUUUCAUAUUUGCUUUUAUUAUAUUUUACACUUAACCACUGUAACAUCACAAGAUUGUUUGUUUUGACAAAAGAAUAAUGCUCACAAUAAAAUCAUUCUGCGUAUGAAUACAGGUGAUGAAUAAUAAUAAAAUUUAAGCAUGUAUUUGCAGUCUGAGGACGUGUUUUUUUUUUUUUUUGGGUUAUCAGUGAGAUGAUCAUAUUUAUUGCUGUUGAGAAAGUAAAAUGGUUUAUAAUGAAUUAUAUUCAAGUACUGCUUCGAAUUCAUCCCAUGGGAAAAAUCAUUCUGCGUAUGAAUACAGGUGAUGAAUAAUAAUAAAAUUUAAGCAUGUAUUUGCAGUCUGAGGACGUGUUUUUUUUUUUUUGGGUUAUCAGUGAGAUGAUCAUAUUUAUUGCUGUUGAGAAAGUAAAAUGGUUUAUAAUGAAUUAUAUUCAAGUACUGCUUCGAAUUCAUCCCAUGGGAUUUGAGUCAUUCUAUAUUUAUGCAAUGUAUUUGUUUACUGUAAUACAAUGAAGUUAAGCGUGUCAAAACCUUGCUCAACAUUUAAUUUUACAAGUUGCACAAGUGAUGUCCAAGAUAAUAGAUAAAUAGAAACCUGGUCUAACAGUAAUAAUUAGGCAGAUUACACACAAUAAAUAGGACAUUUUAUAGCUCAGCCUUUUAUUCCCCCCCCCCCCCCCCCCCUUUUUUUUUCUACCCUUUUUUUUCCCCCCCCCCCCCCCCUUUUUUUUAUCACCAAAACUUAAGUCUCAGAAUAUCCUCUUUAUAAAACUCUUAAAAAUAGACCUCACUUUUAAAAUAAGUCUUAACAUUUAUUGCAUGUAAUUCUUAAUUUGAAUUUUUAUUCUCUUUUUAUCUCAUGCUAAAUAGUAUUCUCUGUAUUUAAAUAUAUUAUCCUCAUUUUAAAAAAUUAAUACCCUCUUUGAAUUCAGUUGGUUAUUUUCUGGUCAGUCAGUAAAUUUAUUGCGUUUGUUUUAAUUCAGAUACACAAGAGGACAAGGCCCACAAGUUUGCCAUGCCUGUGACCAUAACCAAGCACCUUAGCUUUGAUGAACAGAUGAUGAGAAAUGUUCAGCCGUCUCAUCCUAGGGCAGUCCACAAUUUUCCUGAAAAAAUCAUUCACAAACCGAGGGCUAUGCCUGCUGUAGCUCAAGCAAAAAAUAUUAUUUUAUGCACACCCACCCCAGGCACCAAACCUACAGAGACAAUUAUCUUGUCCAAGAGUGGUGAGGUCAAAUCCAUCAGUAACCACGGGACAUCUCAGCAAAUUCCAUUGUCCAGAUCCCAAUUUCAGCAGGUGCUCCAAUCGCUCAAGAUAGCCAAGUCACAUGCCCAUAGGCAGAUAAGCUUUAACAAACCACCUGAGGAGGAAGCUAUGGGGAAUACUAUACUUGGUCAGAGCCUUCUGCAAUCACCCGAGUAUAACAUGGCUGUUCUCAACGAGACGAGCCCCAUGCCCGGCACAACAUUUCUUAACCGUACUCUGAAACGCAACAUGGUAGAGGUAAAUAUUCCCAAUGAUAAAAGAAUUAAGUUGGAAGCUCCAACACCGCCUUCCGGAACGGUCUCGGAUGAGCCUGAAGCUGGCUUAACUCCGACAUUGGUUAGUCAUGACUUGAAAAUAGGUCUGAGGAGGCUAAACAGUAUGCCCAUCACUCAUUCAGGUACCACACCGUCACCUACUGCUCGAUACAUGCCACAGAUCAUAGUUCAUCGAAUCAAUAGACCUCAGACUAAUCAGAGGAUCACUGUCCAGCUGGGCAGUGAUUUAUCAGGCUCCACUAAGUGUGCUACUGUUCUCAGUAGCGGUACAGCUGCUAUGCUGAACGGUGGCUCCAACAAAAUUGUUAUUGACAACCUGUCUUUGACACCUGGUACAUCGUUCUCAACCCAGCCAAGAACAUUGACCAGUACACCUAGA